AUGUCAAGGUAAACGGAUUGUGUAAAGGCUAUUUCUGCGAAUGUGAAUGAUGAAAAUGUAUUGGACGUUAAUGAGUUAUAACAUGAAAUCGUUACCUUAUUUUGUAGAGUUACUUUUGCAACAUUUUUCUCUCAAACCUGUUUGCAAUGAGAACACGACAAGUUGAAAUACAGAUGUCGCAGUUGAAAACUAGAUUUAGCCACUCUCUAAUAGUUAUGCAACUUUGGACACAGUAAUCUAAAGAAAAGUGUUCUCUUUGUGCUGUUUAUAGUCAGAAAAACCCAAAUGCCAUAUUUGACGAUAAAGAAGACGAAAUUCUGCAAGCUUCUGUCACUGCCCCAAAAACGUCAACAAAAAAGGCCUUGAUCAUUUUGUUAUCGGUACUGCUCGCACUAUUGCUCAUCGGAAUAACCAUAAUUGUCGUCCUCUUCGUCGUCGCAAACAAUGUUGGAUAUGCAGUGCGUUUAUCUUAAUAUCACAAUUUGCAAAUUUUUACGUGUAUUAGAGAACUGAAUACAAAACAACCUGAGACGCUAUAUGAAAGUGUUUGAUGUAAUGUACAAAAGCAACCUAAUUAAGUUUUACCUUGUCAACAAAGCUGUUAGAAAAAAACAUACUUUAAUCGCGGGGCCAGUGUCUUUUAUUAUUUUCCGUUAAAUAAAAAGUUGCAACAACCUGGAUUUUAACAAUUUUCUUCGGGAAAUUAUGUCCUUUUGCUAAGAACUGCAUAGCUAGAUUAAUAUAAACAUUAACGGUAUUCAGCAAAAGGUUUAAAUUAGUUAUCUACUUAUAUCUUUCAGUACGCCCUGAUGAUAGAUGCUGGAUCAACAUCCUCAAAAGUAUCUGUGCUUAAAUGGCUGGAUUAUCCUUUCCGCAAAAAUGGUUGGGUUGAACAAGUCAAUUACACAGUAAAAGGUACCACAGAAUCAUUAUGAAGAAAAAAAGCUGAAAAAAUGUAGUGCGAAUUUCAUUUUAUUAUGUCCUUUGUUGGUUACAAUCCUUUGAUCUGCUUACAAAUAACUUUUAGUUAAGCAGUAACUAGCAGUUUUAGAAAUUAGACAGCAUAUUGCUCAUUGCUGCAAUGUAACAAGCAACAACUUUGAUCGUUGCCUACUCUAAAAUGCAUUUGCAGGCUUUUUUAAAAAUAAGCGUACAGUUCUAAUACUGUUUGUGACACAUUCGACACUAGUGGCAGUUUUGAAGCUUUGGCCUAUGCCUUUACUUCGUGUUUACUUACACAGUUGCUGUAUCGUCUAGAGCCAGGAAUUAAGCGAAAUGACUGACUUUGUACAUCACCCGGGCAAUAUCGUGUAAAAACGUAAUCGAUAACAACUUAUUUGCAGUCAUGACACGUAAGUUUGACGAAAAAAUUAGCCGAACAGUCCGUGCAGAAAGAACGACAGAAAAAGUCAUAAUUUCAGAGCGAAUAGAUAAAGUAUCCCAUGAAGCUUAGAAAGCAGAAAUUGACCUUAGGCUGUUGAACGUUUUGCGAGUCAUUGUAUUAUUACCUUUGCUGUGAAUUUGUCCGCAGCCCUAAUAGAAGUCAAAGAUAAAACCAAAUUUUCGAUUAAAUAAGCCUCCAUUUUAUAUUUGGAGUUGACAGAAUGUGUCUCUCAGUAAUAAUAUUUCUCUUCAAAACUGUAUUUGUGCAUAUGUGAUAGAAUAACUAAAAUUCGAUUACUUUUAACUUAUAAAUACGAACUCUUUUUUAGUUAACUAAGUCAAAUUAAUUGGUAACAUUAUAAAUCAGAGACACUUUAAAACGACAAACUAGAGUCCAUUGACUGAUAUUUUAAGCAUACACAGUACUAAAAAAAGACUUUUGAAUAGAUUGAAGCAUACUGUUACGGAUUAAUUGUUUAAUUAUUCCAUUUGGCUGGCAAAAACAGAGGUAUUAUGUGAAUGUUUAACGAAUAAAUAAAAAGUAAUCUCUGAUACUUAAGGGUGAAAAUUUCAGGAAUAUAUGCACCAGAGUGUUCAGCAACGUAAGCAAAAGUUAACAAAUAUUAGCUUGACAAUAAUAUCAUUAAAUAGGCCUAUUACAUACGAGAUAAACUUGAUUCAGUCAAUAAUCAAUAAUCAAAACCCUUUUGAAGAACCGGGAAUUUCUGCUUAUGGCGAUAAUCCGCCGCAGGCUGGCCAGGAACUGUUCCCCGUCUUGUAUAGCAUGCUUCAACAAAAUGUCCCCGCCAACAAACGCAAAUCUACAUCCCUUUACCUGGCAGCCACCGCCGGAAUGCGUUUACUAGAGUAAGUUUCUCUAAAAUUUUACGUUCAUUAAUGUUUAGUUUAAUACAAUUCAAAUGAUUCAAGCAACGUUACGCAAAAAAUAAAUAUAUGGAAUUUUAAUAGGGCUUCUUUAAUAUUAAUGCGUUUAUUUGCUGAAUAUAGAUUCCUCAUAUCUGCUUUGUAAGUUUUGAGAGUGAAUCUAGCAAGGACUCAUGAAUGCAGCAAUAUAUUAUUCCACAAAACGGAUCUCAGUGAAUCAGUUUAGUUAGCCAACUACAAAUUUAAUAUCAUAAAAAUUGCAAGCAACCUAUGAUAUUUUGCAGUUAUUUUUAAAUGUGCCAUGGAAGGUCAUUGAAAAUGACGGAGUUUAAAGCAAUAUCAGCAAUGUCUUAUAAGAAACCCACGGUCUGCACUUCCAAAGACGGUCAACUUAAAAUAAAUUGACCCCGUAUCGAUUAACUCAAGCUCAAACAGUUCAACUGAGAAUUAAGUUAUAUCCCGACAUGGGAUGCUCCUAUAUUUUUUCUAAGAGUUCCCCAACAAAUAUGCACGACUGCACACUACAGAGAACAUAAUUAGAAGAUAUGUGCACACUUUUACGCAUUAACGUCUCAACCAGCGGUUAUUGUGCAUUAAAUCAAAACAUCUGGUACUGAGAUAUCACUGAAACACGCACAACUGUUUUAAAAUGGGAUCUUCUUGGUGUCAUAUCUUUGAUUUAUUAGGUUACACGGUUUUUCUCCAUAAAACUGUUAAACUGUGGUGGUGUCUGUCACAGGUUCGGCUGACGCACUCUUUUGGUUACUUUAAGCAUUAAUGAACCUCUAAAAUCGGAUGCCAUUCUGCAGGACUUGCGCCAGAAAUUACCACACGUCGGCGCUACGGUUCAUAACAUUUUCUCGGACAUUCGCAUAAUAAGUGGGUCUACAGAGGGUCGUUAUGGUUGGGUUGCCGCAAACUAUUUGGAUAAAAAACUGGGAGACGUGAGUUUUACAAGUUUUUCAUUGAUAACGUAUUUUGUCGAAAGGAAAAAUUUGCCCCAAGAAUAGAGAAAUUGGCGUUUGUUCUGUAAGUUGAUAACGAUAUCUUUACGGCUGCGUCCACCUAUAUUUUGUAUGAGCAAAUAAAAUUCGUGGAUACCGAAAGCGAGCAUUUAAAGCUCCUCGUUUCAGCCUCAGCCAACGAGGUUUUACCUGCCUUCCCUCGCUCCUAAUUCCAUGCCGCUUAUAAUUUUUAGCUAUUUAAAUGGAGCUUGCCUAGUGUGUUAGCGUUGAAGCAGUCCAAACUAGAAUUUGAGUAUAAUAUACUCAGCAACAUUUAGGAAAGUCAAACGUCCUUAGCAUUUAAUAAUGAAAUAAAUCAUACUUUUUGUUUGAUACCAGUAUUCAAGGAGUAUUUUAAGGCAGUAUUUUUUUAAAAUUAACUUGAAAAAUGGGCUUUAAAUGAUUGCGAACGUGAAAACAUACCCACAAAUAUGAGAUAAAAGCUCUACGUACAUGAAUAAAUUGUAAGUUCUCUGGUGGCCUUAGAUAUUUAUGCUGAUAUGGUAAGAAGUAGGAUGUGCAAUGUAAAACCAUUUGUGAUUUAAUUUAUCUCAUGCGCAUGUGUUAUGGCAGUUCGUCCAGAAUAUCGGUCAACUCUAUUUUUAACAGACAAACGUAAACGUCUCCAUAUUCCAGAAUACGGACUUGUAUUAGUGCGGGUAAUGUACAUUUGCACAAGAACUUUGAACAGGACAAUGCCGAAACCAGCAGCUAUUGUUCAAAGUCCAGUCCUAUCUAAUAAAAGGCGUCACUUGUUUAAAAAUCAAGAGCGGUCAACAAAAGACCCGAAUGUGGCAAUCGCUUGGAUCUUGUGAGCACUUGGCCUAUCCUCAUAAUACAUACAGGGAGUUAAUAGUAAUAGCAUUCGGGGUUAUGCAAUUGCCCUUGCCAGUUCCAGAUUUCAGUUUCAAUAAAAACCAGGACGAGCAUAUUCCAUGCUCUGUCUGAAUUGGUUAACGCAAACACCACAUAUAAAUACCUACUUGAAUUUUCCUUCAAAAGUGCUGACGUAGAAUAAAACAACGGACAGAAUGCUAUUUUAUUCUUAACAAUUCACAACAUAAACUUUUAUUGACCGUUAGUAAACAAAAGCGGAAUGACUGAGACCUAAACGCAUGCGCACACUAUGCUAUGUUUGCGACAAAACUUUCUAAACCAGGUCAUUUAGCCUGGAUAUAUGUUCAGAAACUGAUACUAUCUAGUCUAAAAUAAGCAUAGAAUGAUUGAAAUUCUGAGCAUAAAAUACGAACCUAAUGCACAAUGUUAUCAUUCAGCCUGAAGGCACGCCUCCAAAACCAGCGGACGAAACGGUUGGCAUGCUUGACCUCGGGGGUGCCAGUACUCAAAUUGCUUUUGUACCUACGAAGGAUGUUCCCGCAAAACACACCAUGCCAAUUAGCAUGUUCGGUCAGAGCUACAAUUUAUAUAGCUACAGUUUCCUAUGCUAUGGGAAGGGAGCAAACGGUCAGCGAUAUAUUGCACAGAUAAUCUCCGAAGCUAAAAACUUGGUAAGGGCAAGGCCAUUUUUGCAAUUUAAUUGAACCGGCUAAGUUAUUAUUGACUAAAAAAUGCGUUCUAAACAUAUAUAUUUAUGUAAACUCUGUCACAGUCUAAAGUACAUUCAUGCCAAUUCCUCACCCUUUAUCAUGGCAACCAUUAUGAAUAACCAUUUUACAUCAUAACUGCCUUUAUUUCCUACAGUUGACUUGUAUAUUUACAACUACACUCGUAUCUUUCGAAAUAAUUUAUUAUCAACAAGGUUUUGCCUAAGACAGGCGUCCACAGUAAAUUAAUUAACGGAAGGGCGGUGUGCAGUGUCAAGUGUCAGAGUCAACGCCGUCUGAGGUCACAAGUCCAACGCAUAGAUACAACGCUCAUGAAAAAGAACCUUAAAUAUUCGACUUGGUUAAAGGCAGGUUAUCUCUGACCAGAAGGGAUGUGAAUCUAAGAUAAAUAAAAGUUCUGGAGGAUGAAAAUUCUGAACACUGGUGGAGGGAUUUAGAACCGAUUAAAAGCACUGCAGGGCAGUCCAUGCGACCGCAGACCGACGACACUAAUACCGCUUCGGUGACAUAAUGAAGAAAAUACAGCAUCCGCUCUCCGAAAGGCUCCAACUUUAAUGAAAGCAGGUAAAGAACGGAAAAGAUUUUCUUUUGUAUCAUCAUGGAACAAAAAUCCACUGGAGCGGAGAACAAUGGACAUGCACAAACAUUCGGAUGAUGCAGUACUAGUGAUGAAGUGAAUAACAGGUUCGGGGUUCUGAGCCGCCCGAGUUAUAACGCUGACUAGCUUAGACAGGCCAGCCGCAAAUUUUCUAGUGCAGGCCACGGCGUUAAGUGUCUGAGAUAUAACCUGGCGUCGUACCCGAAAUGUCAGCAAAUGUUUGAGUCAAAGACAUUCAACCACAGUGGAACAACCACGCAAUGCCCAGUCUGAAACCAAACAGGACUUCUAGUAGUAAAAGUUUAUAUGACAGAUGGUCUACCGCACUCCCGACUAGCUAAACACACAGGCACGUGUUUCGCUGAGGCUUUUUUAUAUGAUGUGACUGCCAAGGGUUCAGCUCAUAAAUAAGUCCCUCAAAUUGCGCUGUGCGGUUUCAGGCAUUUGAACUCCAGAAAAUAGUCGAGGUAAUACUUUCGGCGUAGUUAGUACCUACGCCAGGAGUGCGGUAUACCCAUCUAUUGACAGACUAGUCCAAAUAAGAAAUACUGUUUUUUUCGCCCAAUUACCCACUCUGUACGAGAUGAUCGUAGUCCCAAGGCAACUUCAAACUUGCAAAUUCCAUGGGAUGUCUAAAAAGAAAGCGACCCUCAACUUUUGGAUCAACUGACCUCGUCCAUCCAGAACCUUUGAGGGCAGGGAAAAAUUUGCAGGAUGCAGAACACACCGUUUUUAGACGAAACGAUCGUGGAUAACCAUCGGGAUAUCUCCCCCCUCAUCAUUUCUAAAAGGGACAUCAUUCGCACUUUCUAGCCGCUUCAGCCUGUAUCUGGGACAAGAAACUUAUCCGGGGACACGCUUCACAUUUAAAAACACACUUGAACUUCCAUAACAAACUUUAAAAAUCCACGAUUACGCCUAAGGCAUCAAGCUACGAACAACAGAUUUUAAAGCGCCUUUGGUGGCUAAACCAGUGGCAAUAACUGUGAACAGAAACAUAAUUUGGAGAGAAACUUCUGAAUGUAGAUUUCUAGAUAGAUCAGUCUCAUAGUCAGAAACCUAUGCUUAGACAUACUGACCCAUUUCAUGCAAAAUACGUCUACCUUGAUGUUUUCGUUAACAGAAGUAGUAUAGAAGGGAGUUGUUUAUCUGCCCUGGUAUUAUUUUGUUCCACGCUUUACCUUGUGCUAAUGAAAGUUUGCAUCAGUGAACGAUCUACAAUCGGUAUGAAACAAAAAAGGACCAUAAUUUGUUUAAACCUGGGCGCAUACUAAUGUCAUUGUAGAUCUUUUAGUUUCCAGUCAUUGAAACUUAUUCACUACACAUGUCAAUCCAAAGCUUUUAAUAUUUAUGGACCAAUGUCCCUGCAUAAAAGUUUAUGGCUUAGCCGCAUUCCAGAUCUCUAAGGUUAGUCAGGCCAUUAAUAGCUUAAGACUGCCUCUCAGAAGUCUCCACGCUAUACCUUGGAAGGCCCAGAGUACGACGAUGAAUCUAGAAUGCCAAGAAAUGACGUUAAUAUCACCCAACGCAAUCUAUUCUAUCUCCGUUAACAAGUAAUCUGGACCAGUAUGAGAAAUGCGGAAGGCCUUUGUUUACACUACAGACCAACGAAAAAAAUAUCAGUACAGCAACGAGAGACAUCGAGAGUGUUCACAAAUUCUCCACGCCUCUUGCAACAAAACCUCGUUUUCUAGGCUGGCCUCACCCUCUUUGACCACUGUCUUCCCACUUCUAAACAAAUGGCUACUUAAAGACAGAGCCUAUGAUUUACAACCACACAACCUCCGUAGGCCGAUCAAGACUGCGCCGGCUUGCUGUAACGUGAAGCACAAAGAUUUAAGCAUUGUUUGUAGCAACGAAAAGACAUGUGCUCGUGCCCGCUGUUCCAGAUAUCACUUGAGAAGUUUCGCUGUCCACCGAAACUUCCAUGGUAAACAUGUCUCAUCCAGUGGACUUCCAUUUACACCCUAUUAAUCUACAGAGAUUAUUUUUUGCUAAGCAGCAGUAUAAACAUUCUGUUCACACUUUAAUCACGUCCGUCACUAGAACAAAGGAAAGUUCGCGGAAGAUUACAAGGCAAACGGUGUUCAAUAUCUGCCGAUUUUAAAUUACUCGCGCUCCUCAACUCUUUCCCCUCAUCGACCAAAUAAAAAAGAGCGUUUGCCAGAGAUUGCAACCGUCUAUUAUAACCACAGUUUCGAUGUAUUUCCCUAGUCAAUUACGACCUGUUUCCAAGCCUAAACUGUACAGCUCACUUUUGUUCAUGAGCCAUCCGUUUAUCUGCGUGAUAUUACAUGCGAUAUUACAGGACCUGGUUGCUUUUUCCUACUUGAUUUGGACCACACGUGACAAAAUCAGUUAUUUUCAAUACAUUUGAUCUACUCUUUUAGUGGGCAUUCAGCAAACCGGAUUCGGCUGAUAACCCCAAUUGACCAAGCAUAAUGGCCACUGGCCUUGAAAACCCUUUUGAUGAAAAGCUCAUUUUCACCACCAUUAUCACUUUCUUGACCUCGAGAGUUUGCAGAAAUCUGCUGGUGAAUGCUCUAGCAAAAUGUGGGCCUCAGCAAUCUGCAGUCAUUUGUGUUGACCCCCCACAAGGCCUCUUCGGUGCACUAACAGUUGGGUACCCAACAUAUUGGAAAAAUUCGCUGUGUUUGUGGCUUUUCAAUAUAAGACUGUUCGUCAUUUGUUCCUCUGCCAGGUACAACAUCGAUACUAUUUCGUCCAAUGCGGAUUUGACCUUGAAAUGAGACAGGCUUUUCAUAUGCUUUUUACGCAUAGCAUUUUACUGAAUUCCAGUUACAGUGUACGUUUUGGGCUUGCCUCAUUAAUCUUCUGUUAACGAAAUCUGAGCAGGAUCGUUACAUUAUUGGAUUGAAUCGUUUGAUUCUACUGUCUACUUGAAUAACGGAACCUCAUUCUAAUUAAUAACAAUCAUUUCUGGAUGCAUCACAUGACUCAACAAUGAGGCAAAUAGAAAACGAUUGCACCAUUAAACCUUCUUUUACUAAAUAUUUCCGAUUUUAAAUGAUAAGAGCUGGCGAAACCCUCUUUCUAAAGUUUUCUGAUCAUUUUUAAAUUAGAAUACGGUAAUGAGUCCUUGCCACCUUCGAGGAUAUGAAAAAAUGGUUGACACAGCGACGAUAUUUACGGCACCUUGUGUAACGUCGAAGUUUGCUGAACAGCUGAUUGGAUCUCAAAUUAACCCACCAGCGGUAAGCCGAUUUUGUGAUUGAAAGAUAGGGUCUAACCACCAUUGUUUGCGCUAAAAAGUUUGAUUUGAACUAAAGUAUUGUUUUUGUAAAUUGUUAUGGAUUCUAAUUUUCCAUACGUGGCGGGUGACUUCUGCAUUGGAAUUGAGCGCUCUAGAUUAAAGAACUACUUUCUAGGCUACUCUUUGUGUAAAAUGUGUAAAACCGCACGUAUGUAAAGACUUUAUCCAUGUAGAUGUCCGUAACUUUGAGACAAAUGUUAUUGUAAGUCGCUACGAUCGUAAAUGUGAGCUUGCAUUGAUCAAAAUAAUUUGUAAAAUAAGCCCACGAGAAAUUGUUAAAAAUGUUGACAGGGUAACAUUUCCCUCACCAUUUUUAUCAUACGCAUUUACUUAAAAUCUAAAACUUUUUUGACGGAAACUAAGACCGCUAAGGGAUUCUUGUAAGUCAUGCACUCCAGCUGAUAUGUUCGUUUCCCUUUUCAUUCAUGUAAACGGAUUUAUUCUAAAAAAGACGAAAGUGGUGACAUUCAACAGCACACACAGUGUGCAAAGUUAAAGAAAUACUAAGUCUGAAUAUUUUGCCUACAAAAAUAUAGACGAAAAUAACAAUCAUGAUUUUUUUGUCCGGAUUCGGAACAGGGGCGGUUAAUGAUUUAUAAUAACCCAGAACACUUCAUCCGAGUUACCCUUUUCUGUUUAUGCAGUAAAUACCAGAUUUUCCUGUUUUAUGUCUAGAAUGUCAGCCUAAAGCAAGAGAGGCCUAUCGUCAUCUGCGCGCAGUCGGGAUAUGUUGCUUUAUUUCGCCGCUAUACAAAUUUUAAUUAGCCAGCCUUAUAAGGAGAGCGGUAAAAUUGGAGUUGGAACCUAUUUUGGUACUGACACUUCAGACGGACUUAAGCACUCUUCUUCUACUAGCCUAAUCCAAAGUACACAAAGGGAGCUUUGAUAACCUCAUGCGAGGUUUUAAAUACAGGAUGUCGCAACAAUGUUGCGUACUAUGAAAUAUAUAAUCAGUACAAAUUAUAAAGUACAUCUUGAAGAGGAAGUCUAAUUUCAAAAUAUAUUGAAUAUGUAUACAGUCAUGACUGCCAAAGAAUAAUAUUUUUAAUCUCAAAUUCCAUUUUAGAAUAUGCCUCCGCAAGUCAAAAUAGUCGGCGAAGGCGAUCCAGGGAAGUGCAGCAGGGAAGUCAACAAGCUUUUUCCUUCAAAGGGAUGCACCCAUGAAACAUGUUCUUUCAAUAAUGUCUAUCAACCACCUGUCCGUGGUAAAUUCUUUGUAAGUCAUGGACGCAUUGUGAUCACUUUAAAUGGAAGGGAGUGAAAAAAUUGAGGAAAGUGUGAGCAUAGCAAAAAGCAAUGGCGCAGUAUCGUAUGCUUCUAAAAAAUUUCUUUGAAAGUCAACUAAGCAACUACAUUGAUGAAGUCGAGAAAGGCUAAAUUAGCAUACUUUAUUUCUAAAGAAGCAAAAGACACGUUUCUAGUAAGCGCUUCUUUUGAAAACAAAGAAGACGGGGUUCCCUUUACUGGGACGAAGUGUUUUCAUUGUCUGCGACAGGAAAAGAAUAACAAAUGGGCGUUGACGCUUGUGGCUUAGAAGACUGCCAUCUGAAGAAAUAACUGGGUCCCCUCAGGACGGUAAUGCAGACUGCAAUAGCUUCUUCUUAACGUGGCCUCUACGCCAGUCACACUCGGAUGCGAUCAGCGAUCGUACUGUUUUUGGGAAAACCAGGUCGUGCGUAGCACGCAUAGAAUGGAUGUCCGGUUUUGUCAAUUACGGCGCCAAAGCCCACCUCCGGUCGUCCUGACUACGUCAUGCCUCGCCUCCUGGCAAGGCAAGAAAUAAAAGGGUGCGGCAGAUAAUGUGCAAGUUUGCUACCACGAUAAAGCAAUUUACGUGCAAGUCACCGUCCCGCGCCUACCACACUUUGGGACACACAGUAGACAUCAUUUUUCUGGACGGAAGAACUCACGCUUGCAGUUCCUUUCGGCCUACGAUAAUGGGCGUGGGAGGUCUCCAGAUUGAGCAAUAUGGUUUCAUUUAUGGCCAGAAGUUCAGAAUGACCCGUCAAUAAUUUCUGCUAAGAGCUUUUAAUAUUUUUUACGCGUCAAAUUUUCAUGCUGGCUGCCACCCAACUUUCCUGACGCGUUGACAAAAAGACCACCGUCUGUUGCUUGAUGCCCUAUAUCAAAACGCGCUCUAGUUUUUACGCAUUCAUUGUGUGAGUCCUCAUCCAGCUUGACUUCGACAAUUUAGUGGACUGUUUGUGCAUAAAAUAAGAUGGAGAUGCCUAGAUAUUUAACAGGAUUAUAGCUGGUCCUUUGAGUAGAUCAUUUAACUAUGUUCAGUUGACAUAGUUUGAUGAGCAUCACCAGAAUCUAGUCGCACAAAGGGACUAUCUGUUGCUUUGGAAUUGUUUUCGAUGCAUGACACAAAACUUCAUGAAAUCGUCGCGGUUAGUGCCUCAGUACGUUACUAUUAGUCCAUAAAGACCUGAGGAUAAUCAUUCCAACGGAGUUAGCCAUAGUAAUUUUUGAUUUUAUUGGCCUUUUAUACAUCCAUUACCAAAUUAUAUCGACUAGUAUUUGUCGUACAAAAGAUACCACUGCCCUCUUUUUUACAAGGCAUUUUCAGGCUUCUAUUUCCCCAUCGAAUUCCUCAAAUUCCCAACCGGCGGAAAGAAUCUCACCAGGUCGCAAGUGAGAAAUGCUGUGGAUGCUUACUGUCGAAAGAGCUGGACAGAGGUCUGUCGUAAAACAAUGUUAAAUAUGAAUGUAAAAUCUUUGACUCUUUUUACGAACCAAAAUAAAAUAACGAACGAGAAAGAGAGGCCAAUUAAAAGGCGCUCUGAUAAACGUUUCAUUGGCCAAAAAUUUGUGGGAGUUUUGAUGUGCAUCUCGAAAGCCCCCAAAAUUUUAAAACUUUAAGCAUAAACUUCAUUAAAAUUCCUACACUGAUCUUUAGAGCACUUAAGACAGCAUUUACAUGCGUGGUCGUACCUCGCACCCUCAUUUUGAGUUUUUAACCUACACGCCACCUAAGGACGCUAACACGACAAAUGCUAUUCCAAAACUUAACCAACCGCUUUAACGAACCACUAGUAAUUAACCUUUGGAAUACGAUAGACAAACUUUGUAUAUGGAAUAUGCGCCUUACAUCACAGGUGGCCUUGCGCUAAAUUCCAGGGACCAUCUAUUUCCUUGGCUUAGCGCUAACUUUAGCUCUAACUCUAUCCCUAACUGUAACUCUGACGCACAUCCUAACCUCAACAACAACCCUAACCUCUUGAGUAAUUUAGCCCAAGGCCACCUGUGAUUCGGGUGAUGUCUAAUUCUGUAUAAUAUCAUCUUGGUAGCGUCUAUCCAUCUAGACAGUGCUACGGGUAGUCCAUGGGAAGCGGUGCCGGUCGCCCUGUGAUUUCUUUAUGGACACUACACUUUCUACUAGUUCAAAAAUCGAAAUUUAUUGAGAUGUGACCUUUCACGAGGGAAUAUAUUUAGUUGAAUUACUCUCCUGUUGAAAUUGUAAGCAAAAUCGCGUAGAAGCCGAAUAAGGUGUUUAUAAUUGAUAAACUUUACACAGUAGGUUACAUUAUACGCUCAUUCACUGUGCUUGGCGGAUGGUUUUAGAGCCUAGAUAUUCUAAAUAGGGAUUUGGGUAUGGCUGGUUGACAACGGAUGAUAAGCCAGAAAUAGUUACUCUAGGCUCCCUUGUUAGCGAUCCCAUUUUGCUUAUACUAUUAGUUGUUUUUGACAGUCUGUGGGGCUUUAUGUCGGGCCCAAACCACAAUGGGACGAGCAUACUCAUAUCCCGGUCGAUGAACGCACCUAAAACCUAUUCUAUAUACCCGGUCGCAACUGACAGGAGUACGAAAAAUCGUCUCAACCCAAAGCGCAUUAAACUAAAUGACCACGGAUUCUGGGUCCGAAUCCCAAUUGUUCUACCCCUCCGGUUAGGUAUGGUAGGCUGAUGACGAUUUAUAAUUCAGAAAUGGUCAUUCCAGUCUCUCUUCUCUUUAUUAGUGAUGCCAUUCGGAUAAGUUGUAAUACAGGUAAUCGUCUUUGGUGAUUUCUGUGCUAAAUAGGGAAUUUGACCUAUGCAGUAAGCGUUGUAACGUAUGCGCGAUAAGAAAAGUAUAUGAUUUAUUAUUGUGGGUAAAAAUACUUCGGUGGAAGAGGAAGAAAACCGUCAGUCAACAUUCAACAAAUAACGCGGUUGUGAGUGUAUAUUUGCUUCCACGUUAAAUGGUCUUCAUUCCAGUGUUGAAAACUGUAAAAAUCUGGUGAUUUUCCAUAAACAGUAUCCAUCCUACCUCACAAAAUGUUAACCAGAAUUCCGAACAACGUUUACAAUCACAAAAGAUUGUCAAAUGGGGUUGUGGUAUUCAUCAUCGUGCAACAUACUCAAAAGAGGCUUCAGUCAGGACCCGACGUCAGUCUUUAAGACGUUUUCGGGACGCCUGCAAAAACUAUAUUUGGCAAAAGUGGACCACUCAUAUAGCAUGAAUUUUCCUAUUUGUUUUCGAUAUCCCUAUAAAUCCAAAUGCUUUGUAAGAAAUAUGCACAAAAUAUUUUUAUACUCAUUUCGUAGCAAAUUACGUCUUCUUCAAAUUUUGCACUUGAUGGAAGAGUAUCUCCAGGUUUUAAACUCCUUCCCAAUUCUCGAAUAUUUUCGAAUCUGAUUUCCGAAUACGCUUAAUGUAUCCAAACGAAAAACUGUAUACUUUCCAUAUAAACAAAUCGUAUAUUUAACGUAUACAAUAUAUACGUCAUAAAAUUCACACAACUUCUGAAGUGAAAAAGGACUAUGAUGUAUGAAGUUCGGCAGGCGGUUUCCACAAUGUCUAUCUUAUGCUCCACAGCUGGGGGAGAAUAAGCAGGGUUACUUGCGCGUCAUUCCUUUAAAAGUGCUACUUGACUUACGCUGAAUAUUCUGCACUCUCAUCUCCUCUCCCAACUGGGCUUGGUGUCAAGACAUAGUCAAAAAGACCGGAGGUGGGGGAAGACGCAAGUGGCUGGCGCGGCCGGACCCGUAUCUAGCCAGCUAUAUACAGACCGAAUUAGUCGUGUACUAGCUAAAAUUCGACACACUGUUUUGCCACAAGUUUGACUUGAGAUAAAAAAGUGCAGGUCGCCAUCACUAUCCAGUUUCUCGCAACACCUGCUAGCUUAAAGUACGGGCUUAUGUAAUUCAUCUUUGUCUCCUGCGUGGGGAUCCCCCGACACUCCGCAUGUGGUUUUUGGAAUGACUCUAAGCUUAACAGGAGGUAGUAACAAAUUUGCAAAAUGCAUCUCUGGGAUAUUAGCCCGUAUAUGUGUUGAGAUUAUUGGGAAAAUAUUUACGUCAAACCAUAUGCAUAAGUAUGUUUUAACAUAUGGGGAAUUUCCUUCUAGGUUUAUGGUGUCCAACUGAUGAGUUUACGUAGGAUUGGGGUAGGCUCAACAAGUCCUGGUUGGGAAGCUCUAGGGGCUUGGCUAACAUCGCAAGACGUGACUGUCAGGAACGAGCGCAAUUUGAGAGAUUCAGUGACCGGAAAUGUGGCAUGUAGAAUUGAACAUAAACACCGAUAAGGUGCCAGCAAAAAUUGCAGCAGCUUUGGCUGUCACAAAACACGACUGAAGCAAUUAAAUAACCCGUUCGACAGGUUAUGGUGUUGGCAUUAGGGGAAGGAGAACGCAAACACAGGGCGGCAGAGGACGGUAAACGAUUUCUGGUGGUCUUCAAAGAAUGCAGCUGGAGGGUCACCCGGAUAACAGUUGUCAUUGUGAUGUGUCCGUGACUCUGACAAAGUCCUGAAAAAUAUCAAUCCCCGGUGUUUCUGAUGACGUAGAAUGUAAGCUACAGUUUCGUGCAGUCUCUAAACCUAAAACAGCGUAAAAGAGACACUGUGUUCUUGCUGCCAUGCUUCUGUUACGAGUAUGAGAGACCUUGCUUUUAAAAAUGAACUAUCUGUACAUUCGGCUGUGUCUGUUAUUUACGAUGAGGGUAAGCAAGAACGUGUGCGAAUAAAAUCCUUGCAAAAUUGGUGGCAGUUGAAAUCAGUCUCGAAGUAUUAUGCACGGAGCCAAAAAGACAUGACGCACUGUUGAAACGUGGUCCUUUCUGUUUGACAUUCUGCUUUUACAGCACUGGUAUGCAUGACUUUUCUAGGAUUAACAGGCUAGCAAGCUUGUUCAUUUUAUCGUUCUUAUAUGCCUAUUAAGCGUAAUUUCGUGACUUUUUAAAAUGCGUUUGCAAAACAUGAGCCUAACACUUCUUUUUUGAAAAAAAGGUUGCAAAUUGUAGAGAGUAUUAACAUUUUAGUCUGGGCCUACGAAAACCUUUCCAACAUUGCUUAGUACUCAUUUUCUAGAUGCUAAAAGAUCUGAUCAAACUGUAUGGUUUAUCUAUGCAAUACGAGUACGCAAUGUACAAUUUAUCUUUUAAAACAGAGUGGAAUACUGUUUAUACUGUUUCUGCGUUUUAAUUGGUUGUAAUUAUUGCUGCUAUUUAGGUAGCUCAGCAGAAUAGGCCAGAAACGCACAAGUUUGUUGCGGAUUACUGCUUUGAUGGACAUUAUAUUGAACGUCUCUUGGAGGGCUAUGGCUUCAAUUCAAGUGACAGCUGGAGGAAUAUCGAAUUUGUAAAAAAGGUAAAACACGCCCUCUUUGGAAUGCGAAAACAAUUUCUGAAAGGCGGAUUAUAAUACAAAGCCCACUUUUAUAGCGGUCCGGAAAAGUUUUCAAGCCUUAUUUUUCCGUACAAUAGAGAAUAAGUUAAAGUUACUAAUUAAAACUGGCAAAGCAUAUGCACAUGCGUUUUUAGCUGACUUUUCGAGGAAUUCCAUUGUGAGUGUUGCAGGCGAAGAUAGCAGAACAUCCGCCUCAUUGAAGUUUCGUUAAAAUUCGAAAGACAUUCGGAGGUGCAUGUAUCUCAUAUAAGUAUCUAAGUUGCAACAAAUGCAUGUAACGAAGUGCUACAAAGGACUACGUUUCAGUCGUUUUCAAAAUUGUGUUAAAAAUAAAAUGACAAACAAUUUCAAAAAAGCAAAAAGAAAUCAUUCUCAGCAAAAUAAGCUGUGUCAUCUAAACAACGCCAGUAAAAAAGGGCUUCUCUGUGAUCUGCCCCGAAAUACGUUUAAAAUGUAGGUUAUGCCUGCCGGUGCACAUAAUAACCAGAAAUACGUGCUUUCCGAAAAUCAAGUUAAGGCCCUUGCACACAGUGCACGUAAAAGACGUUUAUGGUAGUUGAGAAGUUUGGUUCAUGUCAGAAACAUUCCUUUUCACCAAUCGAUAAUUAGGCAUCUUACAUUUCAUUUCUUAUUUUAGAUUGCGGGUGCAUCAGCGAGCUGGGCAUUAGGCUACGUGGUUGAUGCUACAGGAUAUAUCGCAAGUACCGAGCCAAAAAUUUAUCUUCAACAAACCGGUUUCAUUGUGGGUCUUACUAUCAUGACAGCUGCCAUGGUAAUGACAAUAGUGUUUCUUAUUCUUGUCGCAAGCAAGAGAGGCUGUACCUAAUUUGCGGGAGAACGCACAAACCGAUCAAACCAAUCUCAAGCGACCCCCCCCCAACAAUGCCACAAACAAUUCCGCCAAAACAUCAUGUUCAAUGGGACAUUUUUCACUUACGUCGUGACAGUUCGGAAAAAGGCUGUUUGCCAUUCGAAUCAUAUAUUUGAUUACCUGGUGUCUUUGUAAAAACCUUUCAUUCUAUUCAGGUGCCGAAAGAAAAGCGCUGCUUAAGGAGUAUAUUCGUUUUCCGCCCGGUAAUGGUUUAAGAUAAUGACCUUCGUUCUUCAUUCAAAACUUUAGAUAGAGUUGCGCUUCCCCAAGAUGCUUGUGCGUCUUAUUUUUGAUGGAGUCUAUAGAAAGGGCUCGAAGUAG
Molecule: messenger RNA, 16509 nt
Organism: Spirometra erinaceieuropaei
Lineage: Eukaryota; Metazoa; Platyhelminthes; Cestoda; Diphyllobothriidea; Diphyllobothriidae
Source: the annotation of a GenBank genome assembly